GUGAAGAGUGGGGACAGGUGAGAGCACCCAAUGCCAACCGCUUCAUCUUCUCCCAUGACCUGUCAAAUGGUGCCUUAAACAUGCUGGAAGUGUUUGUGUCCAGCCUGGAUGAGUUUCAGCCAGACCUCGUGGUACUUUCAGGACUUCACAUGAUGGAAGGCCAGAGCAAGGAGAUGCGGCAAAGACGACUUAUGGAGGCUGUGGACUCCAUCUCUGACAUCCCUACGGACAUUCCCGUACACCUGGAGUUGGCCAGCAUGACGGAUCAGGAUUUUAUGAGCAACAUUAUGCAUCAGGUCUUUCCCCUGGUGAACUCCAUUGGGCUGAAUGAGCAGGAGCUGCUGUUCCUCACGCAGUCUGCCUCUGGUCCCCACGCCUCCCUGGCUUCCUUGAGCGGAGUUCCUGACGUGGGUGUCAUCAGCGACAUCCUCUUCUGGAUCCUGAAGGAGCACGGGAAGACCGAGGAGCGCGCCUCCGACCUGACACGGAUCCACUUCCACACCCUGGCCUAUCACAUCCUGGUCACGGUGGACGGGUACUGGGGCAACCAGGUCGCUGCUGUGGCUGCUGGUGCUCGAGCAGCAGGGACUCAGGCCUGCGCGACCGAAACCAUCGACACCAGCAGAGUCUUUCUUAAAGCUCCUCUGGAGUUUGUGACCUCCCAGACAGAAGCACCUUCCAAAAUCUUUUUAAAUCCGGAUGAGCCAGUGGUGCAUUGGCACAGAGAAGGCAUCUCGUUCCAUUUGACUCCCGUUCUGGUGUGUAAAGAUCCUGUGCGGACCGUGGGACUUGGAGAUGCUAUUUCAGCUGAAGGACUGCUCUAUUCAGAAGCAUAUCCUCAAUAG
Mesitornis unicolor (brown roatelo) is the source of this 845-nucleotide messenger RNA. It is a transcript of the gene ADPGK, whose product is annotated as ADP-dependent glucokinase. Gene Ontology annotation, cellular component: endoplasmic reticulum. The transcript has 3 exons. The annotation marks the transcript as partial. Lineage: Eukaryota; Metazoa; Chordata; Aves; Mesitornithiformes; Mesitornithidae. Gene Ontology annotation, biological process: glucose metabolic process. Gene Ontology annotation, molecular function: ADP-specific glucokinase activity. The record is from RefSeq and is a predicted model, not a curated record.